CCACAUUCGAACCAUUUGAGAUAAUAGAGAAGGAGAGAGCCACACACUUCAAGAGAGAGGGGAAGAAAGAAGCUGGCCGCAGGUUCGUUUUCCAGUAGAUAGGGUUGCUUGUUUGAUCCAUAACUUGAGUUUCACUCGUCCAAAUAAGUCGUAUAAGAUACCAAAAGAAAUAUCUCAAGACGAGGAAUCCGUGAAGGUCUAGUUUGCAUCAAUCGGAGUAGUGGAAGGCUUCCAAAUCGUCUGAGCAAAACACAACCUCGUAGAAACGGAUUUACUCUCCUAAAGUUGAGGCUAGAGCUUGCUUCCUGUACUCGUUGCUCGAGUGAUUUCCCCGGGGAGAAGACUUGGUUCGUGAUUCCUCCACUCUAUUUUAUAACAUUAAUGAACAUGCUCAUGGAUAUUUUACUACAGAGCCUGCGUGCUCGUGAAUAGCCCUGUGUGGACAUUUUAUUUUAAACAAUGUUUCCGCUGCAUUAUGAAUUACUUAUUAUGGUUGUUUAUGGAUGUUAUAUGUGUGAAUGAUAUUCAAGACGCUUUGUAUGAUAUGAAUGUGUUUGACUUUGGUUGACUAUUCGUAUUGUACGGCGGGUUGUUGACGUGUCUGGACAGGUCCGGGGCGUGACAGUACAUGACAAUGAACUCGAAGGACUGCAUCGAUGUUGUUGCCGCUGCAACAAACGAUGUGAAUUUGUGGCACUGUCGUCUCGGUCACAUGAACGAAAAGGGGAUGAAGGAGUUGUGCUCGAAGGGCAAACUGUCCGGCCUGAAGACUAUUGAGGUUGGCUUAUGCGAGGGCUGCAUAUUCGGGAAACAGAAACGUGUCAGUUUCUCGAAGGUAAGACGAGCUAUCAAACCGGAGAAGCUGGAACUAGUUCACACCGACCUUUGGGUACCUGCAGAAGUUACAUCCUUGGGAGGAUCCGCCUGCUACAUGACCUUCAUUGAUGAUGCCACACGAAAGGUAUGAGUUUAUUUUCUCAAAAAUAAAUCUGAUGCCUUUGAUGCUUUCAGGAGGUCGAAAGCUCUUGUUGAGGCAGAGACAGGUCUGAAAUUGAAGUGGCUUCGGUCUGACAACGGAGGUGAGUAUGAACUGCAUGAGUUCAAGAAAUUUUGUGCUGAGAACGAGGUUCGUAUGGAGAAGACAACGAAGGGGACUCCGCAGCAUAAUGGCGUUGCUGAACGCAUGAACAGAAGACUGAAUGAGCGGGCUAGAUGCAUGAGGUUGAAGAGUGGCUUACCGAAGAUGUUUUGGGCAGAUAAGUGAACACCGCGGCUUUUCUCAUCAACAGAAGUCCAACGAUCUCGUUGGAGAAUGGCAUUCCUGAAGAAAGGUGGACGAGUAAGGAGGUUAAUCUGUCCUAUCUCCGCAUAUUUGGUUGUGUUGCUUAUGUUCAUAUCAGUUCCGUUGACCGAAGCAAGCUAGACGUUAAAUCUGUCAAGUAUACGUUCGUUGGCUAUGGUGGUGAUGACUAUGGAUACAUAUUCUGGGAUGAUCAGAAUAGAAAGAUUAUUCGUAGCCAAGAUGUGGUGUUCAACGAGCAGGUUAUGUACAAGGGCAAAUUGAGUGUUUCUGAUUCCGAGCAAGAUAAUCCAAAGAUCAUUGUGUUAGAUAUCUCUAAUUCGAGUGGGAGCAAUCAAGAUCAGAAUGAAGAGUUGAGCAGUGAUGAGGAUCCAUCAACCCCACCAAGGCAGUGUCCUGUCAGAAACCGGAAAAAGCAUAUAAGAGGUUGCUAUUAUGGGCGUGGUUGAGAGAUGAACAGAAGAAGACUUAAAAGUAUGGAAACUGGAAAAACAACACAGCCUCCUGCCCUCAGCAGGGAAGUGUCAGUCGGUUCCACCAAGCGCAGUAACAACAACAACAAUAAUGAAUUAUUAAACAAUAAUAGUAAUGAUGGUCUUCUUCUUUCCAUAUCAGUUGCAAACUUGCAAUUCUUGGAAAAGAUGCUUCAAAUAUACCGCCCUUGAUGAUUGCAAGGAAUGGUUCAGACACCAAAGACAAAACAGAAAAAUAGAAAAUGAGUUUUUGUUGUUGUAAAUAUGAUAACACCAAAUUUCUACACUUAGAAAUCUUUAUAUGUUUGACACGAUACAAAGAUGGACAUAUACAAUAAUGUGAUUACAGUGUUACAUACUUAGAUAUAGUACACCAAUAAAGAGAUACUGUUGUUUUUCUUUCCGCCAACACUGUUAAACUAAACCAAC
Molecule: messenger RNA, 2202 nt
Organism: Cuscuta epithymum
Lineage: Eukaryota; Viridiplantae; Streptophyta; Magnoliopsida; Solanales; Convolvulaceae
Source: the annotation of a GenBank genome assembly